AUGACUUCGCAAUCCUCUGCCCCGCGCAGUUCGUCGGGAUCGACCAGGUCACAUUCUUCAAGAAGUGCAGUGCCGAACGGACAAAUAUCCCAAAUCGAAAAAAGCGUUACGCAUUUGCUUGUAGCGACAAAACAGUUACUAGAGACAUUAACGCAAUGGUCUCGCCGCCAGGUUUCCGAGAACGAGGUGUCGGACGUCUACGUGCGAUUGGGAUAUGAAUUCAAUCUCGCCUGCCGCGCCUUUUCCGCUAUUGGGGUCGACACUUCAGAUCUGGGUCCCGUCCCCGAUCUUCUGCGUACGAUACUUGAAGAUACCUUGAGUCAAGAUGCGUCGCCGCAAAGCUUGGAUAUCUUCCUCCCUCGGAUUCGUGAUAUCAUCAUCAAUCUACUCCACGGCCUAAAGAGGAAACAGGCACGCCUGCGAUCACGACAGCAAAAGGAAGACGGUAAGCCGCUACCCGGUCGCCAGGCAAGUGCGGGUAGUUUGGCAAACGAAAUUAUGCCACCGUAUGAAGACACUCCUCCUGCAGCUACCUCUCCGAGACGCCCUGGCCGUGCCCGUUACGGCAGCAAUGGGUCUCUGGAAGAUAAACCGCAGGCGGCAUCUCGAUCCUCUCCCGAUAUCAAAUCAGGAAGUUAUGCGGAUCGGGAGGCAUCCCGGCGGGAAGCGCAGAACGCGCUCACUCAGCCACCACAAAAAGAUAGCGAGAUAAGUUCGAAGGAGUCGAUGUUACCGCCCAAUCUCGCCGCAGGAUACCCCCCUCCACCGCCACCACCACCCAAACAGGACGACGCCAUAGGUGCCCUACAGCGCAGUGGGGAGCUAGAACGUCGUGCAUCUCGGCGAUUCUCUGCCUACCAAAUACAAAAACAUCUAGGAGCACCUUCAAACGGAGUCCCUGUUAUCCCAACCCAGAAUUCCCCUAUCCCCAAUCGGGGCCGUGAUGUUCGAGAAUCGCUCAACGCUGUGCGUCUACGCGGAUCAUAUGCCCACAAACGACAGCGUUCGACGAACAGAUCCCAUGGGAACAUUGAUGCCAAGGCUGCUCAGCAACAACAGCAGCAACAACCACCUUCAACUAGUCAUCCUCCGGAUGAAGAUCCCGUGAAGCCCCAGGUUGAAGCCCAACCUGAGCCUCCUGUGGAUGACAUUUCCUCAAACGAGAAUGAGCCUCGCUUGGAAAAAGGUGAGCUGAAUGGCGCCCCAGAAAACCCACCAGUAUUGCCCCCAACUCCGCAGGAGCCGAGCCUCGCGGACGCAUUCGAACCGGCCAAGGACGCUGGACCUCGUACGGAUCAGGGUCCGGAAACGCCUAAAUCAGCGCAUCGACAACAAACGAGUGUCGUUUCAACUCCACCUCAAGCUACACCGUUUUCACCCGAUCAACCGUCACCCGGCAAGGAACUCACCUUGUUUCUACAAUACAGGAGCAAGAUUAAGAAAUACGUACUGCCAGAAGGAUCAACUGGAUUGACGAUUGGGAGACUUCAGCUAGCCUUCAUAGAGAAGUUCGCGUGGAAUACACACAACAACGGUGCCGAUCUACCGGAGAUCUAUAUUCAAGAUCCUAUUUCGGGCAUCAGACAUGAGCUGGAGGAUCUGGUCGAUGUAAAAGAUCGCUCGGUACUUGUUUUAAAUGUUGACGCCCUCGAUGAAGUUAAGAGACACUUUGAUGACGAAUUUGGCGGGGUUCGGCGGCUACUUGAAGGUGUGAAGGGGGCACUAGAUGGACAAGGGAACAUGAUGCAACGCGUCUCAGAUCGGCAAUUAGAGGCUGUCAAAGAAAUUACUCGCAUUGCAGCCGCACCUUCCACAUCAUCAAGUGCUCCUGCCGUCGGAGAGACGCGACGAGCUCCCGUUUCCGGAAGUACGAGUCAGAUGGCGGAACUUUCAAGCUUGCGGCGCGAUCUUGCCGUACUCCGACAAACAUACACCGACUUCUCUGCAGAUAUUGCGAGCUCGAUGGGUGCGAUACGAUCCAAGGCUGAUGGUGUCAAAUCUUCAGCCGCCGACGCAUCCGUCCCGUCGUUUGAGGGUGAUGCCGGUCGCGUGCGGAUUAACUCUGGCAAGAAGGAGCUUGCUGAAGAGUCUGAGCGGCUCGUUGCACAUGUUGAUGAUCUUCAGGACCUUAUCGAGGAUCUGCGGAAAGAUGUGGUUGCUCGAGGCGUUCGACCCCUCCCAAGACAACUCGAAACUGUGGGCAAGGAUGUCAGUGCUGUUACCAAGGAGAUCAAGAAGAUGCAAGAUUUCCUCAAGCGGGAGAAGCCGAUCUGGACCAAGAUUUGGGAGAAGGAGCUUCAACUUGUUUGCGAGGAACGUGAUCAACUCACCAUGCAAGAGGAUCUGGCAGCUGAUCUGCAAGAUGAUCUAGAAAAGGCAGCCCAGACAUUUGCCCUGGUCGAGCAAGCAACCAAGCAGCAGGCCAUGCAAAACACCGAAGGCGGCCCUACGCUGCGGAACACUUCGCGCAAUGUGGUGAUUGAUCCCGCAGUUGACCCCGUCAAAGCAAAGGACGGUGUUUUGGGCGAAGUUCGUGCGCUGCAGCCAAACCACGAAUCUCGCCUGGAGGCCAUUGAAAGAGCAGAGAAGACCCGGAAGAAGGAGUUGGAGAACCGUCGUGCCAAUCUUUUCCAAAAGGAACUGGGCAACUUUGUGCAGGAGGGGAAGCUGAAAAAGAGCGGCGGUGUUGAAGAAACCGAACGGCUUCGCCGGGCUAAAGAUGAGCGCAACCGCAAGGAAGUCUGGAAUAUAGCCCAAGCUCGUGCAGCUGAGAUUGACAAGGCAGAAGCGGAAGCAGCUGCCGCGGCAUCCACCGCAGAACCAUCCGACGAUGCUUCACCUAAAGACACUGAAGAACCGAGAUCUCCGAAGGGGAAGGCCCCAGCCUCCGACGAUGACAAUGCUGACGAAGAGAAGAAGAAGGAAGAAGUCCCGGCAGACAACCAGAAAACGGAGUCGGAUAAUUAA
Aspergillus versicolor CBS 583.65 is the source of this 2967-nucleotide messenger RNA. Its product is annotated as formin-mediated actin nucleation enhancer. Gene Ontology annotation, molecular function: cytoskeletal regulatory protein binding. NCBI's taxonomy places the organism in Eukaryota, Fungi, Ascomycota, Eurotiomycetes, Eurotiales, Aspergillaceae. The transcript has 2 exons. The record is from RefSeq and is a predicted model, not a curated record. Gene Ontology annotation, biological process: establishment of cell polarity. The coding region runs from base 1 to 2967 and encodes 988 amino acids. Gene Ontology annotation, cellular component: cytoplasm; cell tip.